This is a messenger RNA of Exophiala aquamarina CBS 119918, 1242 nucleotides long. RefSeq lists its product as uncharacterized. The coding region runs from base 1 to 1242 and encodes 413 amino acids. Lineage: Eukaryota; Fungi; Ascomycota; Eurotiomycetes; Chaetothyriales; Herpotrichiellaceae. Gene Ontology annotation, biological process: mitochondrion organization. Gene Ontology annotation, cellular component: SAM complex. The record is from RefSeq and is a predicted model, not a curated record. The transcript has a single exon.
AUGGUGCUGGAACUUCACAUAUGGGGUCCAGCAUUUGGCUUGCCGUCACUGGACGCUCAAUGUCUCGCUGCAGUUUAUUAUUUUCAAAAGUCUCUUCCUGCGGGGGCCUGGUCACUCAUUCCCUCGAGUAACCCUCAUGUCAGUCCCCUCGGUGAGCUGCCCGCACUAAGAGAUGGCAAUACGUGGAUCGCUGGCUUCAGCAACAUCGUUGAAUAUCUUCGAAAUACCUCCAAUGGCGACCAUGACCUCGACCGAAGCCUGGAUGAAUCUCAACGGGCCGAUGCCAUCGCAUUCACCUCUUUCCUCGAAUCUCGUGGCCAGCCUCUCCUCGAUCUUAGCCUCUACGUGAGCAGCGACAACUACUUCGCCUCCACCCGACCGGCUCUGGCUGAAAUAUUGCUUUGGCCAGAUAGUUGGUUCCUACCUCAUCUGUUACGAGAUAAAGCUAAGAAGAGAUCGGAACAUCUUGGGUUGAGUAGCCUGGACGUUGAUACAGCACAAGACCAUCAGAGCGAGGAUGUUGGGCUUACUGCACACAUUCCCAAGUCUUUACGAAAACCCCGGCAAACCGUGAGCAGUCUAAUCGGCCGCAAUAUGCAGAAGAAUCGGUUCAGACUCGAUGCUGUGACGGCAGACUUUUUAGAUCCUCUUCUGGAAAAACUCGGGGAAAAGAAUUGGUUGCUUGCUGACACCGUUAGCAGUGUAGAUUGUCUAACAAUCGGCUAUAUUUCGCUUCUCCAAGUCCCUCAGUUGCCCCAAGAGUGGGUGAAGGAGGCUCUGCAAAAGAAGUACGCCAAGUUGGGUCAAUGGGCAUCGGCACAAACGUCCCGAGUGCUUGGUUCUUCCCACGAUGCAGCUUCGCUAGUGAAGCAGAAGAUAGGCGAGAGGAACACAAGCUUGGAGUUGCCGUGGCAGAGUCCACCGGACAGAUCGUCGCAACAAGUCCUGCAUUCAGUCCUGGAAAGCUGCAUUAGCUCUGUGCCAGUCAUCGGAAAUGCAUAUAAAGCCUCCCAAAUCAGCCAUCUCCAGGGCACUGGUGACUUGCACCAGAAGAAGCAGUCGCAAUUGAUGAUGAUCCAACGACGACGGGAAAUCUACGUCCAGGCCCUGGUCACAACUCUUACCACAGUCGGUGUAGUUGGCGUGAUGUUCUACAGAGGGUUACUGCACCUGCCUCGACCAUUUCCCAACCAACGAGGCCGAACCUUUGGGGAAGCUGGUUCUUUUCUUGGACUGGCCUAA